AAUCUGUGGACAUUCGUUCCUUCGUAAUCCAACCAAGUGGUAUCAGAAUGUACAAAAUAAGCUUUCUAGUCAUCGUACUGUCCGUGUUAGUGAUUUGUGUAUAUGCACAAAGCCCAACGUCCAUCUCGACACCGGCACAAACCUUGCAACGGCCAGCCUGUAAACGGAACGAAGAAUACACGGACUGUGGCAACUCGUGCACGGAAAAGUGCCGCCGCUCCACACAAUGUCCAACGGUGUGUGAAGUGGGAUGCUUCUGCCGCAAGGGUUUGUUACGAAACAGUAAUGGUAUCUGCGUGCAACCCUACCUGUGUCCGUACAAAAACUACUUCGGUUAAACUGGAAGUGAAACUAGUGUAAUAGUUCAAAUCAUAUGUUUAGCACUGCUUGGUAGAAUGUGCAAAAUACAGCUUUAAGUAAAC
Molecule: messenger RNA, 422 nt
Organism: Anopheles coluzzii
Lineage: Eukaryota; Metazoa; Arthropoda; Insecta; Diptera; Culicidae
Product: chymotrypsin inhibitor-like
Exons: 2
Coding region: 48-338 (96 amino acids)
Source: RefSeq, a predicted model, not a curated record